This is a messenger RNA of Dibothriocephalus latus, 600 nucleotides long. Lineage: Eukaryota; Metazoa; Platyhelminthes; Cestoda; Diphyllobothriidea; Diphyllobothriidae. The record is from the annotation of a GenBank genome assembly.
CUGUACAUUGAUGCGGCCUGCCUGCCCUCUGAAGAUGUCCUUCUUGGCGAUGAUGAGCACUUGAUGACCUACCAAAAGAAUGGCGUUCGUGGCUUCGCUUUUGCUAGAGCGUCCUUCUUCGACCUUGGCUUCCAGAGCACUCCACUGCAUGCCCUGCCCACGGGUAAUACGAGGCAGUCAAGUCUCAUUCAAAUCUGGGCUCAGUGGAUGCACACUGGUGGUGGGGAGGAGGAGAAUUCGAACUUUUCCUGCCACGCAGCAACGACCGACCUCGCCUCCUCCUGCAAAUAUGGUCACCCGUUUCUAAGACCACCACCUCCGCGCCUUCUUGGUUCCAUCCAAAUUCCCCUGCUUCAUCUGCUCUACGGCCGGUCAAAUGAAGGUCUCUUUAAGGCAUUAUCCAGCACAGACAGUGUAGUGCUGCACGGCACGCCCGACAGUUUCUUCCUGUUGCCACAGACUGCCUCCGUGAUGCAAAGAAGGGCGUCGGCACAGCUGGUCUAUCCGUUGUUCAAGCCGGACAGCGAGGACUUCCGCGAGGCCUGGGUGGCGGUUCGGCUGGAGCUGGUCAACCAGAGGAAGGGCGGAGUACAGCCGUAA